AUGCAACAAGCUGUUGUUGACAGGAGUGGAAAUGGCACUUCUGAUACUACAGAUGUACCCGGCUCUUAUGUGGUACGAGGCAGAUCUGUUGCCGAUGAACGAUCUAACGGUAGAAUUACAGGAUGGAACCUUACACAAGUACGUGUAAGGCCAAUUCUGAAGAAGAAAGCAGUCUCCACUGAAGACAGAGGAGAGUUGCUAAUGAAGAAAUGGCAGGCACAACUAGAAGCUGCCAAUACUUUCAAGGACAAUGACAGCAUGGUCAGCAAUGGAAGCGUGAACAUGCAGAUCUACAAGUCGACCUCAAAGAUGUAUUCAUUGAAGCACUGUUCUCAAUGGACCAAAGAAAACAAGAAACCUUUCAAGUCCAAUAGAAGUAAACACUGGGAUAUCAAUCUUGGUGUGCAUCUUGAUUCUGGAUCUACGUUCAGCCUACGAAUGAACAAAGAUUACACCAAACCGGGCACUGUGUCUGACCUGGAUUACAUGUUCAAGUACGGUACAAACACUGGCCAAUGCAAUCUGCAUCAGCAGGUUGAAUCAAGUAUUAUUGAAGGACACACUUGGUUGCUUGAUACUGAAGCCCAAUGUAACCUUGAUAGUUUAUCCGAGCUUGUGAAGCUUGGAUUCCGUGUUGUUAUGGACACUGAUAUUGAAAACUCCUUCAUGGUUAUGAAGGGGGAACACUUUUGUACCCAAUGGUAG
Molecule: messenger RNA, 705 nt
Organism: Cylindrotheca closterium
Lineage: Eukaryota; Bacillariophyta; Bacillariophyceae; Bacillariales; Bacillariaceae
Source: the annotation of a GenBank genome assembly